This is a messenger RNA of Talaromyces rugulosus, 1557 nucleotides long. RefSeq lists its product as uncharacterized. NCBI's taxonomy places the organism in Eukaryota, Fungi, Ascomycota, Eurotiomycetes, Eurotiales, Trichocomaceae. Bases 1 to 1557 code for a protein of 518 amino acids. The record is from RefSeq and is a predicted model, not a curated record. The transcript is spliced from 5 exons. Gene Ontology annotation, cellular component: cytosol. Gene Ontology annotation, molecular function: pyridoxal phosphate binding; glutamate decarboxylase activity. Gene Ontology annotation, biological process: L-glutamate catabolic process.
AUGGUUCACCUAGCCACCAUCAAAAAGGACCACGAGGUCCCUGCGCCAGUGCAGACCCAGCUGCCGAGCAUCGAGACCCUCGACCUGAGCGCCCCUGGAGAAGAUGACUUUUCUAGUAGCGUAUACGGCUCGCGCUUUGCUGCCGAGGCCCUGCCGGCCUUUGAGAUGCCGGAACGUGAGAUGCCCAAGGAUGUGGCAUAUCGCAUGAUCAAGGACGACCUGAGUCUGGACGGCAAUCCAAUGCUCAAUCUUGCGUCCUUUGUCACAACCUACAUGGAAGACGAAGCCGAGAAGCUCAUGACCGAGGCCUUUAGCAAAAACUUUAUCGACUACGAAGAAUACCCCCAGUCAGCGGAUAUCCAGAACCGCUGCGUCAACAUGAUUGCGCGCCUGUUCAAUGCCCCGACUACCGAAGAAUCCGAGCAUGCCAUUGGCACGUCAACCAUUGGCUCGUCCGAAGCCAUCAUGCUGGCCACGCUGGCCAUGAAGAAGCGCUGGCAGAACAAGCGCAAGGCCGAGGGCAAGGACUGGCACACGCCUAACAUUAUCAUGAACAGUGCCGUGCAGGUCUGCUGGGAAAAGGCGGCUCGUUACUUUGACAUUGAGGAAAAGUACGUCUACUGUACCGAUACCCGCUAUGUCAUUGACCCGGAGGAGGCUGUGAACCUGGUGGACGAGAACACAAUUGGUAUCUGCGUCAUCCUGGGCACCACCUACACGGGUGAGUACGAAGAUGCCAAGACGAUCAACGAUCUCUUGGUUGAGAAGGGCAUUGACUGCCCCAUCCACAUUGACGCUGCCAGCGGUGGCUUUGUCGCCCCGUUUGUGAACCCCAACCUAGAGUGGGAUUUCCGCCUGGAAAAGGUCAUCUCGAUCAAUGUGUCUGGACAUAAAUACGGAUUGGUCUACCCCGGUGUUGGCUGGGUCGUGUGGCGCUCUCCCGAGUACCUCCCGCAGGAACUCGUCUUCAACAUCAACUACCUCGGCGCCGACCAGGCCAGCUUCACGCUCAACUUCUCCAAGGGCGCGUCGCAGGUCAUCGGCCAGUACUACCAAAUGAUCCGACUGGGCAAGCGCGGCUACCGAUCCAUCAUGCUCAACCUCACACGCACGGCCGACUACCUGUCCAGUCGGCUCCAGGGACUAGGAUUCCUGAUCAUGAGCCAGGGCCGCGGCCAUGGCCUGCCACUGGUGGCCUUCCGGCUCAACCCUGAGAAUGAAACUCUUUACGACGAGUUUGCUAUUGCGCACCACCUGCGCGAGCGUGGCUGGGUGGUGCCCGCGUAUACGAUGGCGCCGCAUAGCGAGAAGCUCAAGCUGAUGCGCAUUGUCGUGCGCGAGGACUUUAGUAUGACGCGUGCGGACAGUUUGUUGACCGAUAUCAAGCUUGCGCUGCAAACUCUCGGCGAUAUGGACAAGACGAUGACGGAGAAAUAUCAAAAACACGUCAAAGACCACGUCGUCAAGUCCUCUAAGGCGCACCACACCCACCCGCACUACAAGAAGGAGAAGCACUCGCUGCAGGGCAAGCAUGGCAAGACGCACGCUGUGUGUUAG